UGUUUGGCAUGGGCGGGUUCGGGCGGUGAAGGCCAAAAAGCUUUCACCUCUACUUGUGCACUGGUACGGUUACAGCGACGAAAGUUAUCGCAGAAGCUUGCAGAAUAUCUCCUCCCGUAUCUACUCGAGUAUCAAUUUGGAGUUCAAAAGGAUCGAAGCUCAGCCUGUCUGCAAAUUCGGCCAAGAACAGUAUUUGGAGCUUUUAGGUCUAGCUUGUGGCCUAUGGCAUAAUUAUUCCCUUUCGGUGUUCAGAUUAAUUUUAGGAAGUUAAACAGCUGACAUGCAUAAUUCUUCCACUGGAUCGACUUCUAAGCCGAAAGGCAGCUUGUCAGUGAGUUCUGACGUGUCUUUCAAGCGCAAGCGAGGAGUAUUUCAGAAAGAUUUGCAGCACAUGAUGUAUGGUUUUGGAGAUGAUCCCAAUCCGCUUCCAGAAACUGUUGCCCUUCUAGAGGACAUCGUUGUUGAAUAUGUCACAGAUCUGGUGCACAAAGCACAAGAUAUUGCAACAAAAAGGGGGAAGCUUUUGACUGAGGAUUUCCUAUUUCUAAUCCGCAAGGAUUUGCCAAAACUUCAUCGGUGUACAGAACUUCUGUCUAUGAAUGAGGAGCUAAAACAAGCAAGGAAGGCUUUUGAAGUAGACGAAGAGAAGCUGGCAGCAGAUUGAAAUGGGUGUACCCUGAAAUCUGAAUGUGUUCCCUGAAAUCUGAAUUGCUUCUUUUUCUUGUGCUGCUGCACUUGAUUUGGGUCUCUGAAAUGUAUGAUUGCUUUGUAAAUUAUGGUUCCCGUUUCUAUAAACCUAGUUAUGUCUGUUGUAGAA
Messenger RNA from Macadamia integrifolia, 817 nucleotides. Its product is annotated as transcription initiation factor TFIID subunit 13-like. NCBI's taxonomy places the organism in Eukaryota, Viridiplantae, Streptophyta, Magnoliopsida, Proteales, Proteaceae. Bases 281 to 664 code for a protein of 127 amino acids. Gene Ontology annotation, molecular function: protein heterodimerization activity. The record is from RefSeq and is a predicted model, not a curated record. The transcript is spliced from 7 exons. Gene Ontology annotation, biological process: transcription by RNA polymerase II.